AAAAUCCAUCCUGACAUGUUGGUGCACAUUUAAUUAUGAGAGAAAAAAGAAGAAAAGUUUGAAAACAAGAGCGGUUGUAUGACUUGAAACAUGCAGGAGUUUGUUAUGUCAUUUAAAAAAAAAAAAAGAGCAGAACCACCCAAAUCAUUUAAUCACAACAACCCCCCCCACUUCUUCCAGGCCCACGCCCUCUGGCUGCUGUUCAGCCCAUCGCUCUGCAGAAGCUCAGAGCUGUUCAGGCAUCACUGCAGGAGGAGAUCAUCUGAAAUGCAUUAAAAACCCCUCCGGAGAAGAAGGAUCCUCUGUAAUCCAGCUCCACGGAGGGCUCCCAUUCGCUGCCGGAGGUACACCCAGACUGCAGCUGCUCCUCUAAAACUACCUUUUUUUUUCUUUCCCUGUGUGUUUUUGAGUUUUCCAGACUUCAGAGGAGAAAACUGGAGAGGAAGAGACCAGGGAUUACUCAACAGCUGGGAGCUAAAGGCCGCCGGCGUGGGAACGACUUUCAAGGAGAGGCUUCCAGGUCCAGGCGUAUCGUUCCUCCUGCUGUGUACAGAAGAGGCCUCAAGGACAACCGCUAAGAAAUGUCACGCUGGGGGCGUAAGAAUGUGAAGAAGGCGCCGGAGGUGAUCCGCACCGUGACGGAGGGGCUGAAGUCUUUGUACCGUAAGAAGCUGCUGCCUCUGGAGCAGUUUUACAGUUUCCACGACUUCCACUCCCCCAGUCUGGAGGAUGCAGAUUUUGACAACAAACCCAUGGUUCUGGUUGUGGGACAGUACUCCACCGGAAAGACCACCUUCAUCAAGUAUUUGCUGGAGCAGGAAAUCCCCGGGAGCAGGAUCGGUCCCGAGCCCACCACGGACUGCUUCACCGCCAUCAUGCACGGGGACGUGGAGGGGGUCAUUCCAGGGAACGCCCUGAUCGUAGACCCCAACAAGCCGUUCCGCAAACUCAACCCGUUCGGAAACACCUUCCUCAACAGAUUCCAGUGUGCCCAGAUGCAGAACCAGGUCCUGGAGAGCAUCAGCAUCAUCGACACGCCGGGGAUCCUGUCCGGAGCCAAGCAGAGAGUGAGCCGAGGUGAGCGGGGUGACAAAGGCUACGACUUCCCGGCGGUUCUGCGCUGGUUUGCGGAGCGAGUGGACCGGAUCAUCCUGCUGUUCGACGCCCACAAGCUGGAGAUUUCUGACGAGUUCUCCGAGGCCAUCGGGGCCCUGAAGGGCAACGAGGACAAGCUGCGAGUGGUCCUCAACAAGGCAGAUAUGGUGGGCACCCAGCAGCUGAUGAGGGUCUACGGUGCCCUGAUGUGGUCCCUGGGGAAGGUGUUCGGCACCCCCGAGGUCCUGCGCGUGUACAUCGGCUCCUUCUGGUCGGAGCCGCUGAUGGUCACGGACAACCGCAAGCUGUUCGAGCUGGAGGAGGAGGACCUGUUCGCCGACAUCCAGAACCUCCCACGCAACGCAGCUUUACGGAAACUCAACGACCUGGUGAAAAGGGCACGCCUGGUCAGGGUUCAUGCCCACAUCAUCAGCUACCUGAAGCAGGAGAUGCGAUCAGUCUUCAGGAAGGACAACAAGAAGAAGAACCUGAUCUACCAGCUGCCGGUGAUUUUCUCCAAGAUUCAGCUGCAGCACAACAUCUCUCCUGGAGAUUUCCCCGACUGCACCAAGAUGCAGGAACAACUGAUGGCUCACGAUUUCUCCAAGUUUAAGACAUUAAAGCCGAACCUGAUGGCCGCCCUGGACGAGCUGCUCGCCUCCGACAUCGCCAAGCUGAUGCCCCUCCUGCGGCAGGAGGAGCUGGAGGCCGGGGACCAGCCCGGCGUUCAGGGCGGCGCCUUCCUGGGGACCCGGGCCGGACCCUUCAUGGAGGGCGACCCCUUCGCCGUGGAGAACGGGGAGCCGUGCGAGGAGGAGGAGGACUGGGUGGUGACCAAAGACAAGCCCAAAUACGACGAAAUCUUCUACAACCUCGCCCCCAACGAGGGGAAGCUGAGCGGCACCAAGGCCAAGGACUGGAUGGUGAGCUCCCGCCUGCCCAACUCCGUCCUGGGCCGCAUCUGGAAGCUGUCCGACGUGGACCGCGACGGCAUGCUGGACGACGAGGAGUUCGCCCUGGCCAGCCACCUGAUUGAGGUGAAGCUGGAGGGGCACGGCCUGCCGCCCGAGCUGCCUAGUCGCCUGGUCCCACCCUCCAAACGCCGGCAGAAGGGCUCGGAUGCGUAAGGAACAGCUCGCCUCCUGACCCACUUCAUGCUACUGUCUGUUUUUGCUUUCAUCCUCUCAGCCUACACAAACACGUCACACGGUAAAGUCCAGACUCAUUCCUUGUUCCUUCAAAGGAGUCGGCACAAAAAUGACCAUGACUCAGCGAAUUUUACAAAUACUAGUCUAAACUGGUAGCACUCAACUCAAACCAUUUGGGUCUGGGGACCCCUUACAAGGGCAAAACAAUUCCAGGGACCCCCUCAUAAACCCUGUGCUGUUGUAAAAGAUAAUUUACGCUCAUUUCAACCCCUAAAUGCCAUGGGAAUAUAUAUAUUUUAUUUAGUUUGUUAUGUUUGUUUUAUUAUUUCAUUGUUCCCUACGCAUUUUUUAAAAUAAAAACCAAAGUAAGAAGUUAGUGAAAUUUUUGGGGACCCCCAAAAUACCUCUCAUGGACCCCAGUUUGAGAACCUCUGCUCUAAGGCUCUAAGGGUCUGCAACCUUUACUAAUAAAAUGUGUCCCGAGUUGAAAAAAGGGGCACAACUGUGAUCAUCAACAGGUGGUCCGUGGGCCAUUUCGAGUCUGUUGAAUGGGGCUGGUGGGUGCAAUAUUAUAAAACUAAAAAAAGGGCGAAAUUUAAUGUUUAUUAUUAUUUUUACACUUCAGGAGAAAAAUAUAUUAUUCAUGUAAAGAAUAGUUUAUACUAGAUUUACUAAAAACUACAACUUUUAAACAAAAUUCUUAUUAUGUAGUCUAAGCAAACUCUUACUCUUAAAGGGUUUUAAAGCUGAACCUGAUGGAUUUGAGAGCAGAGGUCUGUUAAGUACUUGAAAAAAAACUAAGUAAAAGUAAAAUUGCAUGAACAGAA
Austrofundulus limnaeus is the source of this 3070-nucleotide messenger RNA. RefSeq names its product EH-domain containing 2b (gene ehd2b). The record is from RefSeq and is a predicted model, not a curated record. NCBI's taxonomy places the organism in Eukaryota, Metazoa, Chordata, Actinopteri, Cyprinodontiformes, Rivulidae. The transcript has 8 exons. Gene Ontology annotation, molecular function: GTP binding; calcium ion binding; protein binding. Gene Ontology annotation, cellular component: cytoplasm; plasma membrane. The coding region runs from base 582 to 2222 and encodes 546 amino acids. Gene Ontology annotation, biological process: endosomal transport; endocytosis.